Messenger RNA from Caenorhabditis remanei, 993 nucleotides. RefSeq lists its product as uncharacterized. Lineage: Eukaryota; Metazoa; Nematoda; Chromadorea; Rhabditida; Rhabditidae. The transcript has 4 exons. The record is from RefSeq and is a predicted model, not a curated record. Bases 1 to 993 code for a protein of 330 amino acids.
AUGUUCAUCAAUUAUCCACAUUACCUGAUUCCAAAACUGUGUGGAGCAAUGUCUUUCUUAUUCAAUCCAAUGUUUAUUUAUCUUCUACUGAGUGACAAGAAACUGCACCUUGGAAGUUAUCGGCAUCUUCUUGUCAGUUUUUCGAUUUUCAAUAUGCUCAGCUCAUUUUACGAUUGGCUUGUUCCUAUGGGAGUUCAUGAUCAUCGUUAUGCUUUCGUAAUAUUUGUAUCCGAGGGAAUUUUCUCUAAUUUCUCCCAACUUGGCCAACUAGCUCUCUCUAUUAGAUGCGGAUUCAUAACAGUCACUUAUGCAAUCCUUCAUGUUCAUUUCAUUUAUCGAUAUCUCGUGCUGAACAGAUCAAUGUUGAUUCAGAAAUACUUCAUGCCAUACGGUUUGAUUCUAACUUUUGUGUAUUGUUUUUUGCAUAUGAUGCUAUGGACAGCGGUUUGCGAGUUCUUCUUUUAUGGAGAUUUGGAGAGAAAAACAUAUAUUUAUGAUUCAUUUAAAAAACUGUAUAAUUUAAAAUCAUUUGAUUUCAACAUGGUGAUUGCACUUUAUUGGGAAGGGAGUAAUGAAGCAGUUAUAAGAUCUUGGAUUGGUGUAGUUGUUGUGUCAGUCAGCUCAACUUACUCAAUGGGACUUUUCUUUGUUCUUGGACACAAGAUAAUGAAAAAUCUGAAAGCUCAUGUGAACAUCAGUGUAAAGACCCUUCGACUCCAACAACAACUCUUCAAAGCUCUCACAGUGCAGACUCUCAUUCCGAUAUGUGUCAGUUUGAUGCCAUGUAUGGCUGUCUGGUUUGGUCCAGUCUUUCUUCUGGACUUCCGUGCAAUAUAUUUGGCUGCAACAAUCGCUGCAUCUGUCUUCCCAUGCAUUGACCCAGUUGCAAUUAUAAUUUUUCUUCCGUGUCUUCGGAAGAGAUUAUAUUUGACCAAUCCUUCAGGAAUAUCAUCCACCACAGCUCCUCCGAACUCGUCGUUUAAGAUUACUUAG